This is a messenger RNA of Procambarus clarkii (red swamp crayfish), 1938 nucleotides long. RefSeq names its product autotransporter adhesin BpaC-like. The record is from RefSeq and is a predicted model, not a curated record. Lineage: Eukaryota; Metazoa; Arthropoda; Malacostraca; Decapoda; Cambaridae.
AUGUAUGUAAAGCAACGGCAGAGCAACUGCAUGGCUGGAGCUGCCUCAGAUCAUGAGGAAGCAACAGAGGAAGGGAUCAAAGGUGACACUGGCCAAGGACAGGGUGACACUGGCCGAGAACAAGGCGACACUGACCGAGAACAAGGUGACACUGGCCGAGAACAAGGCGACACUGACCGAGAACAAGGUGACACUGACCGAGAACAAGGUGACACUGACCGAGAACAGGGUGACACUGACCGAGGACAGGGUGACACUGACCGAGAACAAGGUGACACUGACCGAGAACAAGGUGACACUGACCGAGAACAAGGUGACACUGACCGAGAACAAGGUGACACUGACCGAGAACAAGGUGACACUGACCGAGAACAAGGCGACACUGACCGAGGACAGGGUGACACUGACCGAGGACAAGGCGACACUGACCGAGGACAAGGCGACACUGACCGAGGACAAGGCGACACUGACCGAGGACAGGGCGACACUGACCGAGGACAGGGCGACACUGACCGAGGACAAGGCGACACUGACCGAGGACAGGGCGACACUGACCGAGGACAAGGCGACACUGACCGAGGACAGGGCGACACUGACCGAGGACAGGGCGACACUGACCGAGAACAAGGCGACACUGACCGAGGACAGGGUGACACUGACCGAGAACAAGGUGACACUGACCGAGAACAAGGCGACACUGACCGAGAACAAGGUGACACUGACCGAGGACAAGGCGACACUGACCGAGGACAGGGCGACACUGACCGAGGACAAGGCGACACUGACCGAGGACAAGGCGACACUGACCGAGGACAAGGCGACACUGACCGAGGACAGGGCGACACUGACCGAGAACAAGGUGACACUGACCGAGGACAGGGCGACACUGACCGAGGACAGGGCGACACUGACCGAGGACAGGGUGACACUGACCGAGGACAGGGUGACACUGACCGAGGACAGGGCGACACUGACCGAGGACAGGGUGACACUGACCGAGGACAGGGUGACAUUGACCGAGGACAGGGUGACACUGACCGAGGACAGGGCGACACUGACCGAGGACAGGGCGACACUGACCGAGAACAAGGCGACACUGACCGAGAACAAGGCGACACUGACCGAGAACAAGGCGACACUGACCGAGAACAAGGCGACACUGACCGAGAACAAGGCGACACUGACCGAGAACAGACACUGACCGAGAACAAGGCGACACUGACCGAGAACAAGGCGACACUGACCGAGAACAAGGCGACACUGACCGAGAACAAGGCGACACUGACCGAGAACAAGGCGACACUGACCAACAACAAGGCGACACUGACCGAGAACAAGGCGACACUGACCGAGAACAAGGCGACACUGACCGAGAACAAGGCGACACUGACCGAGAACAAGGCGACACUGACCGAGAACAAGGCGACACUGACCGACAACAAGGCGACACUGACCAACAACAAGGCGACACUGACCAACAACAAGGCGACACUGACCAACAACAAGGCGACACUGACCAACAACAAGGCGACACUGACCAACAACAAGGCGACACUGACCAACAACAAGGCGACACUGACCAACAACAAGACGACACUGACCGAGAACAAGGCGACACUGACCGAGAACAAGGCGACACUGACCGAGAACAAGGCGACACUGACCGAGAACAAGGCGACACUGACCAACAACAAGGCGACACUGACCAACAACAAGGCGACACUGACCAACAACAAGGCGACACUGACCAACAACAAGGCGACACUGACCGAGAACAAGGCGACACUGACCAACAACAAGGCGACACUGACCGAGAACAAGGCGACACUGACCAACAACAAGGCGACACUGACCAACAACAAGGCGACACUGACCAACAACAAGGCGACACUGACCAACAACAAGGCGACAGUGUUGGAUAACACUGAAGUGUGUUGA